AUGCACCAGACACCAAAAGAAGUCCUACAAUUUACCAUUGCAGUUUUCAGGUGCCUGGUUAGAGCCAGCUUAAACCUGGCUCUAACCCCGGACAUCUUAAAAUUGAUCAUAAAGAGGACAUCACAUGUCCAGAUGGAACUCAAGACAAAAGUCCAUGGUCGAGCUGGCACUUAUUAUGGAUUCCGUGCAAGCUCAUCUCCAAAGGUUAUCGCACAGAAUUGCCAACUGGCGAUGGACAUGAAGGAAAAUGUAUUGUUUGUUUACAAAGAUCUGAAGGCCCAAAAGGGCCUGUAUAAGGCUGGAAUAAUUCAAAUUAUAUUAGAUGACAUGUGGUUCGCCAACUGCAAUGACAAGGGUGUGGCCUACCACAAGUAUUCCAACCCUGUCUCAUUGGAGAUAGUGGCUUUGAUUCUUACCACGGUGAGUGCCAAAUCCAUUGGACAUCACAAGGGCCUGGCCUUGCAGGCAUGUCAUUUCAAAGCGGCAUUACAAGAGUAUCUGGCCAAUAGUGCUAUAGAGGAGGAGGGGGAAGAGGGUGAUGUGGAUGAUGAAGAGGGCUUCACUGUCAGCAGGGAGGAUGAUCAGGUUCUGGAGUAG
Molecule: messenger RNA, 597 nt
Organism: Serpula lacrymans var. lacrymans S7.9
Lineage: Eukaryota; Fungi; Basidiomycota; Agaricomycetes; Boletales; Serpulaceae
Exons: 4
Coding region: 1-597 (198 amino acids)
Source: RefSeq, a predicted model, not a curated record